AUGAGAUUGAUGAACGACGUGUUCAGGGAGUAUUUGGACGUGUUCGUCAUCAUUUUCAUUGACGAUAUUCUGAGGGAGUUUCUGUGGAUCCGGCUAAGAUUGAGGCUAUCAGAGAUUGGCCUAGACCUAGUAGUGCCACGAGAUCAGGAGUUUUCUGGGUUUGCAGGCUACUACAGGAGGUUCGUCAAGGGGUUUGCUACUAUGGCGCAGCCGAUGACGAAGUUGACUGGGAAGGAUGUCCGUUUAUUUGGUCAGCUGAGUGUGAGGAGAGCUUUGGUAGCUCAAGGAGAUGUUGACUACUACACCGUGUUGGCGUUACCCGAGCUAGGGAAGCCUUAUGCGGUGUAUACAGAUGCUUCAGGCAUUGGUCUUGGUUGUGUGCUGAUGCAGGAGGGCAGAGUUAUUGCAUAUGCUUCGAGACAGUGGCAGGGCAUACAGGUCUUCACAGAUCACAAGAGUUUGCAGCAUAUCUUCACUCAGCCGAUGAUGAACGCGAGACAGACGCGCUGGGUUGAGUUCUUGGCGGACUAUCAGUUGGCGAGAUCAGUACCUUGCGUUUGUGUGCCAUUUCGCAUGGAGCCUUUGGGUUUGGAGGCAGUGGAUCAGGCGGAUCUACUUAGCAGGAUCAGAGUUGCUCAGCAGAGUGAUCAGAGUUUGCUGGAUGCGACUAGAGUGACUGGUUCUGAGUAUGAGGUCUCUGCGAAUGGGACUAUCUUGGUUCGUGGGCGAGUUUGUGUGCCUAAGGAUGUGGAGUUGAGACAUCAGAUUUUGGGAGAGGCUCACGCGAGCAAGUUUUCCAUUCAUCCGGGAGCGACCAAGAUGUACCAUGACCUCAAGAGGUACUAUCAUUGGGUCGGGAUGAAGAGGGAUGUAGCAGACUGGGUUGCGAAGUGCAACACUUGUGCCUUGGUGAAGGCAGAGCAUCAGGUUCCGGGUGGCCUUUUGCAGAGUUUACCCAUUCCAGAGUGUAAGUGGGACAGGAUUACGAUGGAUUUCGUGGUUGGACUACCUGUCUCGAGGACUUUCAAUGCUAUUUGA
Molecule: messenger RNA, 1038 nt
Organism: Microthlaspi erraticum
Lineage: Eukaryota; Viridiplantae; Streptophyta; Magnoliopsida; Brassicales; Brassicaceae
Source: the annotation of a GenBank genome assembly